Molecule: messenger RNA, 12305 nt
Organism: Pelobates cultripes (western spadefoot toad)
Lineage: Eukaryota; Metazoa; Chordata; Amphibia; Anura; Pelobatidae
Source: the annotation of a GenBank genome assembly
GCGGGUCGACCAAUCAGCGUGGCAUGUUGUGGUGACGCGUAUCUCUGGCUGGCUGGCGCGGCCCCUCGCGUGCAGUGCUCAGUGGGAGCGCGAGACGGACGGGUUCAUUCGCUGCCUACGAAGGAGGAGAGGAUGCCUGCGGAUUUGAUGGGAGCCGCCGACGAACUGGCAGACCAGGUAACAGCCAGCCGCCAGCCCCGCUUCAUUCAGUAGCCCGUGACAAAGGGCGUCUUGGCAAAUGCUCAGUGAGGUCUCCGCUGUUGGAGAAAUGGUACAGUCCGCGAUUCGCUGCGCUCCCCUUUGUCAGGCGUUGGUUUUUCCCUCUGGUUAAUGAUUGCGAAAGAGAAACGGAAGAAACCAAGUGGCUGGCGGGGGGUCAAUUACCUUUAAUUAUCAAGCACUGAUUAAAAAGAUAUCACUCUACAGGGGGACUGGCCCUUUAACACAUUAUACCUGUCACUGCACUCUACAGGGGGACUGGCCCUUUAACACAUUAUACCUGUCACUGCAUUCUACAGGGGGCUGGCCCUUUAACACAUUAUACCUGUCACUGCACUCUACAGGGGGCUGGCCCUUUAACACAUUAUACCUGUCACUGCACUCUACAGGGGGCUGGCCCUUUAACACAUUAUACCUGUCACUGCACUCUACAGGGGGCCGGCCCUUUAACACAUUAUACCUGUCACUGCACUCUACAGGGGGACUGGCCCUUUAACACAUUAUACCUGUCACUGCACUCUACAGGGGGGCUGGCCCUUUAACACAUUAUACCUGUCACUGCACUCUACAGGGGGACUGGCCCUUUAACACAUUAUACCUGUCACUGCAUUCUACAGGGGGGCUGGCCCUUUAACACAUUAUACCUGUCACUGCAUUCUACAGGGGGGCUGGCCCUUUAACACAUUAUACCUGUCACUGCAUUCUACAGGGGGGCUGGCCCUUUAACACAUUAUACCUGUCACUGCACUCUACAGGGGGACUGGCCCUUUAACACAUUAUACCUGUCACUGCAUUCUACAGGGGGGCUGGCCCUUUAACACUACCUGCUGCAGGGGGGCUGGCCCUUUAACACAUUAUACCUGUCACUGCACUCUACAGGGGGACUGGCCCUUUAACACAUUAUACCUGUCACUGCAUUCUACAGGGGGGCUGGCCCUUUAACACAUUAUACCUGUCACUGCAUUCUACAGGGGGGCUGGCCCUUUAACACAUUAUACCUGUCACUGCACUCUACAGGGCUGGCCCUUUAACACAUUAUACCUGUCACUCUGCAGGGGGACUGGCCCUUUAACACAUUAUACCUGUCACUGCAGGGGGACUCUAACACACCUGGGGGGACUGGCCCUUUAACACACACUUCCUGUACACAUUAUACCUGUCACUGCACUCUACAGGGGGACUGGCCCUUUAACACAUUAUACCUGUCACUGCAUUCUACAGGGGGACUGGCCCUGUCACUGCACUCUACAGGGGUACCGACCCUUUAACACAUUAUACCUGUCACUGCACUCUACAGGGGGGCUGGCCCUUUAACACAUUAUACCUGUCACUGCACUCUACAGGGGGACUGGCCCUUUAACACAUUAUACCUGUCACUGCAUUCUACAGGGGGGCUGGCCCUUUAACACAUUAUACCUGUCACUGCAUUCUACACUGGCCCUUUAACACAUUAUACCUGUCACUGCACUCUACAGGGGGUCACUGCACUCUGGCCCUUUAACACAUUAUACCUGUCACUGCACUCUACAGGGGGACUGGCCCUUUAACACAUUAUACCUGUCACUGCACUCUACAGGGGGGCUGGCCCUUUAACACAUUAUACCUGUCACUGCACUCUACAGGGGGACUGGCCCUUUAACACAUUAUACCUGUCACUGCACUGGCCCUUUAACACAUACCUGUCACUGCAUUCUACAGGGGGACUGGCCCUUUAACACAUUAUACCUGUCACUGCAUUCUACAGGGGGCUGGCCCUUUAACACAUUACUGUCACUGCACUCUACAGGGGGACCCUUUAACACAUUAUACCUGUCACUUCUACAGGGGGGCUGGCCCUUUAACACAUUAUACCUGUCACUGCAUUCUACAGGGGGGCUGGCCCUUUAACACAUUAUACCUGUCACUGCAUUCUACAGGGGGGCUGGCCCUUUAACACAUUAUACCUGUCACUGCACUCUACAGGGGGACUGGCCCUUUAACACAUUAUACCUGUCACUGCACUCUACAGGGGGGCUGGCCCUUUAACACAUUAUACCUGUCACUGCACUCUACAGGGGGACUGGCCCUUUAACACAUUAUACCUGUCACUGCAUUCUACAGGGGGGCUGGCCCUUUAACACAUUAUACCUGUCACUGCAUUCUACAGGGGGGCUGGCCCUUUAACACAUUAUACCUGUCACUGCAUUCUACAGGGGGGCUGGCCCUUUAACACAUUAUACCUGUCACUGCAUUCUACAGGGGGGCUGGCCCUUUAACACAUUAUACCUGUCACUGCAUUCUACAGGGGGGCUGGCCCUUUAACACAUUAUACCUGUCACUGCACUCUACAGGGGGACUGGCCCUUUAACACAUUAUACCUGUCACUGGACUCUACAGGGGGGCUGGCCCUUUAACACAUUAUACCUGUCACUGCACUCUACAGGGGGACUGGCCCUUUAACACAUUAUACCUGUCACUGCAUUCUACAGGGGGGCUGGCCCUUUAACACAUUAUACCUGUCACUGCAUUCUACAGGGGGGCUGGCCCUUUAACACAUUAUACCUGUCACUGCAUUCUGCAGGGGGACUGGCCCUUUAACACAUUAUACCUGUCACUGCACUCUACAGGGGGACUGGCCCUUUAACACAUUAAACAUGUCACUGUGCUUUCUUGUGGGACUGACUUAGUAACUCAUGUGUAAUGGGUUUAUGGUCUAACUCUAUGGAUAGCACAGCAACCUGUUUAAUGUCACUGCAUUGCCCAAUGGUACUUAACGUUUAACCUAUUUAACAUAUCCCUCAUCAGUUCAGGAUUUAGAGAUUACCCAGUUGUGUCGUUUUUUUUUCUUUUCUUUUCUUCUAAAGACACCUUAGGCACAACUGGGUCUAAAUCCUAGACUGGUAGGGGGGCGUGUGGACUGGUUUGGUAACCCAUUAAACAUGUCUCCGCACUGCCCAGCGGGAAUGCCAUAGUAACCCAUUAAACAUGUCACCGCACUGUCCAGCGGGAAUGCCAUAGUAACCCAUUAAACAUGUCACCGCACUGCCCAGCGGGAAUGCCAUAGUAACCCAUUAAACAUGUCACCGCACUGCCCAGAGGGAAUGACAUAGUGACCCAUUAAACAUGUCGUGGUGUCUGCAUGGUUUGACCAUUUAACUCCUUAAAUAAUUCUCCUGCAAUAAAAACAAUAUUUAAUUUCAUUGUUUGGAAUGUUCCUUUGACCCUUUACGGUAAGGUAAUACUACUUACCUCUCUCACUUCUGUUACCCUCCACCUCCAGGACACUGUCAGUGACCGCAGUCUCCCUACCUGCCUGUAUGAAAUUGGCGCAUGAACAUCAAUAAAUGCCGCAAUAGCCCUAUAGAAUACGUCUCCUAGAGAAGUAUUAAAAUAAUGCAUCCGUAUGUUAGCUCUUGCUUCCACAAACGUUCAUGAAGUGUGAGCCAUGCACAUGCAUGAGAUUAACCCCUCAGCAGCUGGCAGAGUAACUCCACCUCUAGGAGCAUCGUAUGGGUGUCCUCAGUCAGCCCCGGGUUGCGAAUGACAAUUAUGUGCAACUUUGAUUGCACAGGGUGAUGGUCAUUGUCUGAGAGCAGUCAUCAAGACUUUUGAUCUAAGACGAGAAGUUGGGGCUGGCCCGUAGAGAGCACCGGAGUAGAUCAAUUUUUUUUUUUUUUUACUCUUUACGUGGAGGGCCAACCACCUAAAUAGUGAGCAGGAUAUUAUGAUAUAGAAAUUUUAUAACGGAUCAAUCAUCCAAGAGAUAACCAGGGGCUCCUAAUUAGGUGUUUGAGCGCUCGGGAGAAACGAUAAUAAAACCACAGACUUACUUCGUUGUAGUUCAAAAAUCAAUCUCAGUAUUUAAUGGGAGAGCAUUGUGUAUAUAAAAUGGCUUUUAACCCCUCCAGAUGUGGAAGGACUUGACUAAGGCUUUAACCAUUUAUUUACCGUUAUCUAUGACAAUUGUAGUGUUAAAAAUACAUGUUUGUUUUCAUAACACUAUAGUGUUCCUUUAAAUUUCGGUACUACUGCCUGAUUCUUAUGGAAAAACCUGCAUUACCCCAUCAUACAAAGAAAAUACACCUCCACAGACUUCAUAUGUCCAUGGUGACAUGAUUAUUCGUUGGUACUCCAGGCAUGUUCAUGUGUCUAGACAAAUGCCAUAAGAGUGCGUGCGUGAUUGGGCAUUUCCAAAGAGUCUAUACUGCCGAGCAGUGCUUAACUAAUUUACACAGCGUAUUUUGAUGUUACCUAACCCUCCUCACACGUGGGUUACUGUGCUAUGUAAAUUGUAUUGUGAGUACCCCUGUAUUCAGUGCUCCCUUCUUUAUAGCACUUCUAGCUUUUGUAAUUCUACACCAUUUCCAUUAGACUCCCUAAUCGUUUGUGCCUAGCUUCUUUUACCAAUUUUAUCACGUACUUACUGUGAAUCACUGCAGAAUAUUUUUACUUUGGAACUUUGUAAAUUAAGAUCAAGAAAUAAGACCUGGAAACUUGUUGUACUGGACUUGUGAAGCAAGCCACUAAAAGCUAUAUUUAUUGAUUUGUGUAUAUUGUACGGUUUUUGGGAUUUUUUUUUUUUUGUUUUUUUUUACUUCCCUAAUUGUGCAGCGCAGUUGAAUAUGUUGGCGCUUUAUAAAAAGCCUGUGAUAAUGUUAAAAGCAUGGAAUUAAUAAUGAUGUACACCCAACCUACUUUUCUGCCUGCUGUUCGAAGGAAACAAAUCCUCACAUUUCUCUUCUUUUAAAAUGAAAAACUGGAUGUAUUUAGCCUCUGUGAGUGUUAUUUCAAAAUGCAAUGUGUGGCAGGACUCAGCACUCGAGUUGCGUGUCUCCAUCAAGUGUCCCUCUUUUUGAGCACUGGAUACCCAGAGUAAUUAUAGCUGUUUACUAGCCGAGACUUGCUAAAAUGGUGAAUAAGUACUGCUUUAUUUGGAGCAAGGGACACUACUUUAUUUUUUAAAUAUAUAUCACUCCAUCAGGAGGUCCAUGGCUUGAGCAAUGAAAAUCCCACUAUGGCGUUAUAGUCUGGGAGUUAACUAGAUCAGUAGCUGCUAAGUUAAUUAUCCCUCAGACAUUAGGGCACCAUUACAAUAUACCCACAAAAACAUGGCACUCCAUUGUCCAUCAACAAAUUUAAGAAGUGGCUUGUUUGUUUUCCCACAUGUGCCUUGAUCAGCCUUCUCCAACCUUUCACCUACCUACUCCUCACACCUACUUUACCUCCCUAAAACUUCCAGUUUCUUUCCCUUCCUGAUUCCACUUCUUUUCACUCCUAGCCCUCUGUUACAGAACUAUAUACCCAUCUUUCCGUCUAGUCAGUCACCUCCCUAAAAAUAUUUGGCAUGUUCAUAAAAUAUCUCUUCAUAAAAGCCUUCCUUGACCCUACAUAAUUCAAUCCCACUCAGCCCAGUUCAUCUGACCAUACAUACUCCUUAAAUUAUUCCCAAAUAAUUUCUAUUUCCCUAAAAUCCUUACCUUUACCUUCCUCUAGCUGUACUAUGAUUUGAGCUUACGUGUUCUAUGAUAAAUGUGUAACUUUAUUUGAUUUGCUAAUAGCUUUUACUAUUCUAACUAGGAGCACUUUGCACCGUGUACCCUUACUAGGCUAAAAAUGUCUGCCAGCCAUUGGUGAAUAAAAUUGACCUCUGGUUAGUGUGCCUUGGGCCCUCAAGGCUUACAGUGACAAGUACCCUUUAAAGCCUGGCUGACCGUGUAGGACUUCAAAUUUUAAGUCUUAUAUCCAAGCUUUCAGUAGGUUUGUUAUUGCGCGGUUCCAUUACUAUUUAGGUUACCGGCCCUGCUUGCAAUUUAAAAAAAAUGGCAGAACCGAGCUUCCUUACAGUCCACAAUAGACUACUUCAUAUGCCAGCGCAAACAACCAAUGACGUCGCUAGGAAGAAGGAGAGGAGGUGGAAAGCUCCCCGCCCGGCGCUGGAGAAAGGUAAGUGUUUAACCCCUUCCUCUACUCCAGAGCUCUACGGGAGGGGGUCCCUGAGGGUGGGGGCACCCUCCGGGCACUAUAGUGCCAGGAAAACGAGUAUGUUUGUUUGUUUUCCGGGCACUAUGGUGGUCCUUUAAUAAGGUCAGGACUCCAGAGAUUCCACCACCUGUGGCAAAUGAACACUAUACUUGGCUUUGAACGUUUACGACAGGAUACUCCACUCACUCCCUCCGACUUUUUCCGUUGUAUACUAAUACAAGAUUUUGCACACACCCCAGGGGUUAAGGAAGCGGCAACAAGGACAUGUUUGAACACCUCUGCAAUGACAGAAAAUACCGCAAAUACCUCAUCUCCAUUUAUAUACAUGCAUCUUAGCGAAGAACCCUCAGUGUGGGGAGACCUGACCUAUAUAGAUAAAAGGGAAGCUGAUAUAGGAGAAACCCUAGAGGGCAUAGGGUGGCAGGAAAUCUUGGAAACCGCAUCCAAGAUCUCUGUAUGCAUCCUAUCACAAGAACAAAUGUAUUGGAUAAUGUUCCGGUGGCAUGUCACCCCAGUUUUCUUACACAGAGAAGGUCGAAACCCAACAGAUUUAUGCUUAAGAAUGUGCGGCCAAAGGGAACCUGGACUUCCCCAAUCUGCACAGUUUCUGGAAGGGAAUUGGGGACCUAACCUCCAAGGUACUGCAGAUGCCUAUAACCUUGUCUCCAUGGACAUUCCUCCUAUUGCAUGCCCAGACACACAAAUAAACGACUGACUCUAAUAGCUUUGGCAGGACGGAGAGCACUGGCAGGGGCAUGGCUCAAAAUGAAAGUCCACACUAUACAAGAGGUAAUUGGGAAAAUUAAAGACAACAACAUCAUGGACAAGCUCACGGCCAAGGUGCAGAACUCAGAAUCCAAAUUCAACAGUUUGGAAGCCAUAGAUGGAUUAACUAAGGGGCCACUCAAUACUCUUUUCCCCUUUCUCUUCCUCUAUUCAUUACUGUGCCGUCCUUUGGGACACCCGCGGACUCCGGUCCAGGCAUAUCCAAGUGGAGACCGGGGGGCGCCAUGGCCAGGGGCCUCUCAGGGGAUGCCUGGGGGGGAGAGGAGGGGGUGGGCAGAACUGCAGGGGGGACAUAGAGCACUCUGCGAUGGGACCGGUGCAUCUCUUUUGGAGGCGCACCCCACAGUGGGAUAACACACAGCAAACAAGCUCACACAUCCCACUCUCCGGGGACAAUAGACAUUUAUCGUUUUACACAAACCUCACUUUCCUACGUCUAAUUCUCCCAUUCUACUUAUGUUCGUACGGUUCGUUCUACGUUAUCUAAUAAAACGAAAAAGUAUUGGAUGGCGCGUGCUUGAAUAAGGGCCUGAAAGCACAAUUAAUGUACCAUGACAUGUAACAACCGACAUCUAGUUUGUACCUGAAAAGAACAUAAUGUCGUAUCUUAUGCUGCAACGACCUGUUAUUGCCCUGUGAACAAUGUCAAACCAUUUCAUGUGCUUUCAAUACAAUAAAUAAUUAAAAAGGUAUACUUGCCCCUGCUGCACCUGUCUCCCUGCUUCCAGUCCCACCUCAUUGGCUGAGAGUCAGUCUAGAUGUUGUGAACUAAAUCUCCCAUAAUACUCUUGCAGCCAUAAUGCUGGCAAAGCAUCAAGAGAAUUGUAGUCCACAACGUUUGCCUACCCCUGCACUGGAGGUUUGUUAAGGCUGCAAUCAUUACAUUGUUGUAUCUUCUAAACUGCAGUGUUUUAGAUUGCCUAGUUAAAAUAAAGGGUCAUGCACCCAGACCACAUCAUUGAGAUGAAGUGGUUUUGGUGCCUUUAUAGUUUUACUACUAAUUGGUUUCCUGGAUGUGUUUCCCACUAAACAGGACUGUGAUGAUCUAACUUUAUUUUCACAGUUCCUGCGUGUCACAAAGCGUUAUCUCCCUCACAUCGCUCACCUCUGUCUGAUCAGCACUUUUCUCGAGGAUGGCAUUCGAAUGUGGCUACAGUGGAAUGAGCAACGGGAUUACAUCAACAUGUCCUGGAAUUGUGGGAUGUUCAUGGCAACGCUGUUUGUGAUCUUUAAUAUGUGUGGCCAGAUUGGUGAGUACUGAGCAUCACAGUCCUGGAGGCAGCUUCAGCCAGAACGGUCAUUGUGUUCACAUAGACGUCUUGGUAAAAUGUACCAAUACAAUUCUUUUCUGUUAAAGUAUAUCCCGAGCAGCCGGGGCUGGGAUCCUAGUACACAGCUCCAUUUUUAUUACAUUAUACACACUGCAACUCCCUCUGGGGUGGGAUCCUAGUAACAUCUGUAUUUAUACAGCUCCUUUCUAUUACAUUAUACACAGUGCAGCCCCCUCUGGGGUGGGAUCCUAGUAAUAUCUGUAUUUAUACAGCUCCUUUCUAUUACAUUAUACACAGCGCGGCCCCCUCUGGGGUGGGAUCUUAGUAAUAUCUGUAUUUAUACAGCUCCUUUCUAUUACAUUAUACACAGCGCGGCCCCCUCUGGGGUGGGAUCCUAGUAAUAUCUGUAUUUAUACAGCUCCUUUCUAUUACAUUAUACACAGUGCAGCCCCUUUCUGGGGUGGGAUUCUAGUAAUAUCUGUAUUUAUACAGCUCCUUUCUAUUACAUUAUACACAGCGUAGCCCCCUCUGGGAUGGGAUCCUAGUAAUAUCUGUAUUUAUACAGCUCCUUUCUAUUACAUUAUACACAGCGUAGCCCCCUCUGGGGUGGGAUCCUAGUAAUAUCUGUAUUUAUACAGCUCCUUUCUAUUACAUUAUACACAGUGCAGCCCCCUCUGGGGUGGGAUCCUAGUAAUAUCAGUAUUUAUACAGCUCCUUUCUAUUACAUUAUACACAGUGCAGCCCCCUCUGGGGUGGGAUCCUAGUAAUAUCUGUAUUUAUACAGCUCCUUUCUAUUACAUUAUACACAGCGUAGCCCCCUCUGGGGUGGGAUCCUAGUAAUAUCUGUAUUUAUACAGCUCCUUUCAAUUACAUUAUACACAGGGCACAAUGCAGCCACCCCAGCGGAAGGGUAUGAAUAGUGUAUUUCUGUUGAUACAGCUUCUUUCUAUUACAGUUUUACACAGUGCAGCUACCUCUGGGGUGGGAUCCUGAAUGUUAUCUAUGUCUCUCUUUAGUUGGCUGCGUUCUGGUCCUAACAAGAAAAUAUGUCUCUUACGCAUGUUUUGGACUCUUUGGAAUCGUCUUCAUGCAGGUGAGAGUAACCCUCAGAAUUUAAACGUUCUAAAAUACUGUGGACUUUUUGCUUUUAAUCGAUGGGGAAUCCUCUCGCAGUUGAAGGACAGCUGGAUCCCUGCUUCAGUUGACUUGGUGACCGAAUAAAUUCCUUUUGCCUUUCAGACUGUUGUAUACAACAUCCUGUGGGACGUGAAGUUCCUUAUGAGGUUAGUAUUGUCUCCUUGUGUUCCUGCUUGCAUUCCAGCUGAAUUACCUUGAACCUCCUGUGUUGAUUUGCCAAUUCCUCCCCCUCUGUCUAUUCUUAACUUCAUUUUAUCACAUCCUGCACUCUUCACAUUGUUGGGUUUAUUCAGUAAAGUAUUCAAAGUGAAUUUUAAAUUUAAGGGCAAAAUGGCUAUGCUGUCCAUUCGGCUACUCGGUCUUUUUAAAUUUGAAAUUCACUUUCAUUUCUCACUUUAGGAAGUAACUCUGUAUGUGCUGCUUGGAUUCCUUAAUUCCAAUCAUAAUCUCAGUGUAUACUGCUUUCUCCUCUUCAUUUUCCACACUCGCUUUCCUUGUUGCUCAUUACUUUUUAGUUAUUCAUUUUUUAUUUUAUUUUUUUUACUGGUUGUCAAGUGUCCCCCUACUUGUGGUACACACCCCUCGCUUGUUAUGGAUGCUCUCCUUAUUUUGUCUUUCCAUACUUCCAAGCCAUUUGUCACUCAUCUUUUAUUUUAUUUCUCACCUCCUAUAUUUUAUAAAACUUUACGGUUUGUCUCUCCCUGUUUUUAUUACCCCCUCUGCUUAGGAAUUUGGCUCUAGGUGGUGGUCUCCUGCUGCUUUUGGCAGAGUCUCGCUCUGAAGGGAAGUCAAUGUUCGCUGGAGUUCCUACCGUGGGUGGCAAUUCGCCACGUCAAUACAUGCAGCUUGGAGGACGCAUUCUACUCAUCCUAAUGUUUAUGACACUGAUUCGCUUCAACACAGAUCCUUUCACUGUAUGUACUGUGUGAUAUGAGUGUUGCUUGUUGUCUGGUGCAGACAUAGAACAGAUAGUAGGCCUGUGUGUGGUCAAUGACUGCAAGGGGGGAAAAAAUGGUGCUAGGAGAAACUGAUUUUAUUUACCUAUUGUGCUACAAAAAAAAUUUGAGACCGUGUGAGGCGUGUCUUUUCAAUGCACACCUUUGGUGUCAAACUAUGCAACGCUCUGCUCACUAAUGACACAAUAUUGCCAAAUGUAGUCUCGCAGCUGCAGUGUCUAAAUUUGCUUAAAAUUUGAUUCGGGGAUUGGAUGUGAAAAACUGUAUACAUUUACAUAUAGCUUCUUUAUACUAACCUUCUUUUCCCCACCUCAGAUUUUCCAGGACAUCUUCGGCCUGGCUUUGAUGCUCUUGGUAACUGUGGGAUUCAAAACCAAGCUUGCAGCUCUAACAUUAUUCCUGUGGCUGCUGAUCAUAAACUUGGUCCAGAAUGCUUUCUGGAAGAUACCUUCUUACCGCCCUCUUCAUGACUUCUUGAAGUAUGACUUCUUCCAGACCCUCUCUGUCAUGGGAGGCUUGCUACUUGUUGUAGCACUAGGGCCUGGAGGUGUAUCUAUGGAUGAGCAUAAGAAGAAAUGGUGAUCGUCCCAGCCUCUUCACUCAGGACAUUUUAUACAUCACUGCACCAAGCAAUGCCCGCUUGACGAGGUUCAUAAAAAAGGCUUGAUGCUGGUCUGCACAUGGUCGGCCGUUUGGGUCAAGCCUGUCUGUUCUUGGAAUGUUCCAUUGAAGAAACAGUGGGGAGGGAAUAGGUGCACUCAGAACCCACACUUUAUAUAAUCCAGACGCUUAAAAAUGAGAUUUAUUAUUUUUAUUUUUUUGUAUGCUACACAUAAAGUUAGUAAGCUCAUUCUGCACUUGUUAUUGGCAGGUAACAGGUUCAGAAAUAUCACUUCUUUGGUAAAAAUAUCUUAGAGGUUAGAUGUCAACAAAGAAACAUGAAAGUUGAACACGAUAAACAGUUUUUGGGCUGUGUCUUCCUCAGCUGAAUUCAAUCUGCCAGUAUUAACCUAACCCUUUUACCAAAAACGCUUGUGACCGGGGCACACAACCUUCAAGCUCAGAUCUUCAGGAAAUAGAUUGACCAAACUGGAAAAUGUGCAAAUCAUGGCCAAAGGAUAAAUGCAGAUAGAAACUAGGUAUGAAUGUGAGGAUUCUUUUUAAAAAAAAAAAAAAAAAAAAGUGAUAACGGUGAUCAUGAUUGCGUCUAUUGAACUCUUUUCCAUGAUUAUUAAAAUAUAUUGCAUUCAUAUUUGUGCUUAACAAAUAUUGUACAAUAUCAUUCACACACAGGUUUCUGUUGAGCUGAAACACAAGCAAUAAUUUGUUCAAACCUUUGUCAUCUACACUUGCAUUCUGAUUUUGAAAAUACAUUUAAGGUGAGAUUUAGUAAUCAGGGAAAUGAAGGAGAGGUGAAACUCUUAGUUGAUAAAGUGACAAAUCUUUUACAUGGUGAAUAAGAGGCUCAGAAGACUGUUUGCUGUAGUGCCAGAUUCUGGUGAUCACUGAAUAAUAAUCACAGUCUUCAGGUGUGGCGGUAAAUGGAAAACUGAAUUAUGACAUUUGCACAAAGUUAGCCAAGAUAUGACAAAAGCUAAUAGGAUUAUUCACUAAAGUGAGAAAGUUCAUUUCAAAUUUAAGAUUAAAAUAGCCAAACUGGAGUAACUUGCUAAAUCAGUGAUAUAUUCUGUUCAGCUACACCUGCCGUGAACUUGAAAUUCACUUAGGAUUCUCAAUUUGGUGAAGAACCCUGUUAGUUGAAUUGGGUAUCCAAUUCACUGUUAAAGGACCACUAUAGUGCCCUGAGGGUGCCCCUACCCUCAGGGUCCCUCUCCCACCGGGCUCUGGGAGAGGAAGGGGUUAAAAUCUUACCUUUCUCCAGCACCGGGCGGGGAGCUCUCCUCCAUAGCGAUGUCAUCGGCUGAAUGCGCAUGCGCGGCAUGAGCCGUGCGCGCGCAUUCAGCCAGUUCAUAGG